AGUAAAUGCCUUUGACAUUCGCAGAAUAAUUAAAUAUAACUUCUGAUGGUAUCAUCAUCGAUAAUAUCUUCCGAAGCUGCCAAAAAAAUUGAAAAUUUAGGAUCACAACCACCGAAAACUGUAUUUGGAUUUCCAUGUUUUUACCAUAACCAUGUAGAUCAACUACUCAACAAAGACAUUGUGAUCAAAUGUGAAUUUAAAGCUGAUAACGAUGGUUUAUUAUACCAUGUUAUAUAUUUCAAAACAAUAUCAUCUGCGAAAUUAAUUACACACCUUACAUCUUGUCGUUAUAUUCUCGGUUACGAUGGCAACGUUGUCACACUAUAUGAGCUAAUUAGUGCAUUUUUAAUUUCACCGAUUUCACGAUUAUCAAUUGAUACCCAAUUUGUGUAUUUAUGUGAUUUAUUCAAUGAUAUAUUCCAUUAUAUAUAUGAGCUCACAGAAAGAAAUUUAAUUAAUCACUAUUUGAUCGGAAGUGAAUAUCACGUAAAAUUCUUUUGUGACAACAUCGCUUUUAUUAAUUCAAAAAAUCGGUUGAGUUUUAUUCUACGAUGUACUCUUACAGCCGUAGAUGCAAUUAAGGCGAGAACAAAAUUUAUGAAACAAUAUGCCAGUAUCCUUGAAAUUGCUAAAUAUAUUUUAUUCUCUACAAAGUCUAAAAUUCGUUCAAUGAAAAAUGUGUCCGCAUAUGGAAUAAGAAAAAACGAAAGUAGAAAGAUUUACCAUGAUGGAAUUUGUAAAUUAAAAAAUUGUUCAGUUCGGAUAAACGUUAUCGAUGACUCGCUGUUUCAUAGUGUGUUUUGCAUGCAAGUAUCUGCGAAGUAUCCUGUAGCAUAUAAGUUGUUAAGAUUAGCUGAUAUAUUUAAUAUACCAUUAGAACCAACAUCUUACAUGAUUCAUCACAUAUUUGAAUAAAUUUAAAUAAAAGAACGAAAAACAGGCAGUUAUCAUGAUUUUUAGGAACAAUUUACUUUUU
Chelonus insularis is the source of this 976-nucleotide messenger RNA. RefSeq lists its product as uncharacterized. The record is from RefSeq and is marked provisional. The transcript has a single exon. Lineage: Eukaryota; Metazoa; Arthropoda; Insecta; Hymenoptera; Braconidae. Bases 46 to 915 code for a protein of 289 amino acids.